AUGGACUCGCCCGCCGUGACCCGGAUAUUUCAGCAGCUCUUCGCCAGGCCGUCUCAAAGAUGCCUCCGCAUGAAAAAUGGCGCCGCCGGAUAUACUCCUGUACGACGAUUCGAUCAGCGUAGGACGUAUGCGCUUCGCCGAAAAGAAGAUCUGCCAGAUGGAGGCAGCACAUGGCAGCAAAGAAUUGAUGCGUUCCCCAAGGACAUGACGCGGCAACUUAAAGAAUACCCACGAGUUACAGCACGAGACCUUCGACAUCGAACGCAGCGGCCGCGGAGGGUCAAGAUGCUGACAAGAGACUUCAUCGAGGAUAGCCUGUACAAUCCGAACUACGGCUACUUCUCGAAGCACGCGACGAUCUUCAAUGCCGGCAAGCCGUUCGACUUCCCAUCAAUCAAGGACGGCCAGGAGUUCAACCGCAUGGUGGACCAAAGCUAUAUCGAGUUCGAAGAUGCGCUGGAUGAGGUCGAAUACGACGAAGCAAGGCAACUCUGGCAUACGCCGACCGAAUUAUUCCGUCCGUAUUAUGGCGAGGCGAUCGCGCGGUACCUGGUGACGAAUUACAAGAUGACGUUGUUUCCCUACCACGAUCUCAUCAUCUAUGAAAUGGGAGCGGGCAAUGGGACCUUGAUGCGGAAUAUCCUCGAUUACAUCUACGAAUGCGAGCCCGAGGUCUACGCCCGGACGCAGUUCAAGAUCAUCGAGAUCUCAUCCUCCCUGGCCGAUUUGCAAAUGACCAGUCUGCAAAGGUCCCCGUACGCCGCUGAACAUCUGGCUCAUGUCCAGAUCGUCAACCGGUCCGUAUUUGACUGGCAGGAAUACGUACACUCGCCGUGCUUCUUCCUCGCCCUCGAGGUCAUUGACAACUUCCCCCACGAUUGUAUACGAUAUGACCCAGAAACAGAAGAGCCGCUGCAGGGCGGCGUCCUGAUUGACGACGACGGCGAGUUCUUCGAGUACUACGACCGGAAUCUCGACCCUCUCGCUCGGCGGUAUCUCCAACUCAGAGACGUCGCCGCACGAUCUCCCUUCAUCACACCCAUAUCGCAGCCCAAAAUCCUGCGUCGCCUACGACACGCGCUGCCUUUUGCGCCUAAUCUCACCCAGCCCGAAUAUAUCCCUACUCGACUUCUGGAGUUCUUCGAUGUUCUGCACAAGUAUUUCCCGGCCCAUCGCCUGGUCCUGUCGGAUUUCAACUAUCUCCCCGACGCCGUGCCUGGCCUUAACGCCCCCGUGGUCCAGACCAGGUACCAGCGGCGCAAUGUACAGGUCACAACUCCCUUUGUGCACCAGGGAUACUUUGACAUUUUCUUCCCUACCGAUUUCGCCAUGAUGGAAGACAUUUAUCGUGCCAUCACCGGGCGACUGACCAGGGUAUCUUCGCACAGAGAUUUCCUCGAGAGCUGGGCUUUUGUCGAAGACACCCAAGUCCGCAGUGGCGAAAAUCCUAUGUUGAGUUGGUACGAAAAUGCUAGUGUCAUGACAACAGUCUGA
This is a messenger RNA of Exophiala dermatitidis NIH/UT8656, 1494 nucleotides long. Its product is annotated as ubiquitin-protein ligase E3 C. Lineage: Eukaryota; Fungi; Ascomycota; Eurotiomycetes; Chaetothyriales; Herpotrichiellaceae. The transcript is spliced from 2 exons. The record is from RefSeq and is a predicted model, not a curated record. The coding region runs from base 1 to 1494 and encodes 497 amino acids. Gene Ontology annotation, cellular component: mitochondrion. Gene Ontology annotation, molecular function: protein-arginine omega-N symmetric methyltransferase activity.